AUGGCAGUCAACGAGAGUAAGCACGAAGCGAUGGCAGUGAUUGAACAUGACGAGGAUGCCGGUGCCAACCAUGGCUUAGACCCGGAACGCAGCGGCAGCGCAUCAGAUGCUAUGGGCUUCAAAGCUGCCGUCCGUCUUUAUCCAAAGGUAGUUGGAUGGUGUCUUGCUCUCACCACCGCCAUCUUGCUUUGGGGCUACGACAUGGUCAUCGUUGGCUCCAUCACCGCUGUUCCGGCCUUUCAACGCGACUAUGGCUUCUGGUCCGAAUCUGAGAACGACUACAUCUUUCCCGCCACCUGGCUCGGACUCUGGUCUGCCUCGUCCCCGCUCGGUGCGACAUUUGGAUCAAUCGCCGGGGGCUUCAUUCAAGACCGCAUUGGCCGCAAACGCAGCCUGAACAUCGGAAGCAUCAUCUGUUUUGUGGGAAUCGUCAUUAUCUUCUGUUCGCAAUGGGUUUCGCAUCUCGACAGCAAGCGUGCCACCUUUUUCGCUGGCAAGGUGGUUCAAGGUUUCGCCACCGGCAUUAUCAAGAUCCAAUGCCUGACAUACAUCUCCGAGAAUGCACCAACUGCUCUGCGUGGGUCCGCGAUGGCCCUUGUUCCCACCUUCACACUGCUCGGUCAACUCAUCGGUGCCGUUGUCAUUUACUCCAUCAACGAUAUCGAGUCGGCGAGAGGGUAUCUCAUCGCCAUUGGAUCACAGUGGAUCCUCUCAUUGGCACCUUUCAUCCUAUCCUUUGUCAUGCCCGAGUCUCCUGCUUACUUGAUCCGCCAUGGCCGCGAAGAUGCCGCCAUGCAUUCCAUCCGCCGCCUGGUCGCACCGAAGGUGGAUCCCCAGUCUGUUUUCGAUCGCACCAAGUACACAAUUGACCAAGAAGCACGCAUGGCCAGCGAGGUGCGCUUCGCAGACUGCUUCAACAAGGCACAUAUUCGACGUACGAUGAUCAUUCUCUUCGCAAACUUCAUACCCACGCUCUUCGGUCUGGACCUUUUAGCCACGAGCUCGUACUUCCUGCAGGUCGUGGGCAUGGAUUCUGGAACCUCAUUAAUCCUUCUGAUAUCCGGAAUAGUACUCGGAAUGAUCGCAAAUGGUGCGGCGCUGUGGGUGCUGACGCGGGUGGGCCGGCGACGGGUGACCAUCGCAACUCUGGGUCUUUCCAGCCUGCUGUACACAGGCAUGGGCAUUGCCGGUAUCUGGAACGGCAAUCCGACCAUCAUCUAUUCCGCAGUGACGUUGAGCGCUGUCAUUUUUGUUUGCGGACUAGGUUGCUGGCCCGCAGCAUACGCCAUCAUGGGCGAGACGAGCGCGUUGCGGCUGAGGGCAAAAAGUCAGGCACUUGGAGGUGUAUCACAGCAGAUUGCGAGUAUCGUGUUCAAGUUUGUGCUGCCUUACAUCUUCAACCCAGAUGCAGGCAACCUUAAAGCGAAGACGGGGUUUGUCUACACGGGCUUGUGUGCCAUUGGAGUAGUCGGAACAUUCUUGUAUGUACCUGAGAUGAAGGGACGGAAUGCGCUGGAGAUCGACCAGAUGUUUGAAAUGGGUCUCAAAGCUCGAGAGUUCAAGAGCUGGUCCCGCACAGUGGAGACAUAG
Cyphellophora europaea CBS 101466 is the source of this 1590-nucleotide messenger RNA. RefSeq lists its product as uncharacterized. Gene Ontology annotation, biological process: transmembrane transport; carbohydrate transport. Gene Ontology annotation, cellular component: membrane. The record is from RefSeq and is a predicted model, not a curated record. The transcript has a single exon. Gene Ontology annotation, molecular function: carbohydrate:proton symporter activity. NCBI's taxonomy places the organism in Eukaryota, Fungi, Ascomycota, Eurotiomycetes, Chaetothyriales, Cyphellophoraceae. Bases 1 to 1590 code for a protein of 529 amino acids.